This is a messenger RNA of Microdochium trichocladiopsis, 354 nucleotides long. RefSeq lists its product as uncharacterized. The coding region runs from base 1 to 354 and encodes 117 amino acids. The record is from RefSeq and is a predicted model, not a curated record. The transcript has a single exon. NCBI's taxonomy places the organism in Eukaryota, Fungi, Ascomycota, Sordariomycetes, Xylariales, Microdochiaceae.
AUGCAGUCGCAAGCUGUUCUCCGUGACAGGCGCAAGAAAGCGGCCGAGGUGCGUCGCGGUCUCGAUGAUCUAGUGCGGUCUAGAACUGCCGAGCCUCCACGCGAUGACGCCACACGCUGGCCACAGUUAGAUAGCACGAUAUCUAACGCGCCCAGCACUAACGCGCCCAGCACUAACGCUUGGCCAUUAUCAGCUGUGCCUGAUGCUCAGGAGACGUCAAGGACUUUAAGAAUUCCAGAAGCCAUGUGUGCUUCGGUCAUCGACCAUCAGUGUACUACUGCCAGGCUCCACGCAACUAGGCGACUUGCAUUCAUGACAUUCACCCCCACGGUCAAGCGCUGUAUCACGACAUGA